Molecule: messenger RNA, 1047 nt
Organism: Filobasidium floriforme
Lineage: Eukaryota; Fungi; Basidiomycota; Tremellomycetes; Filobasidiales; Filobasidiaceae
Exons: 9
Coding region: 1-1047 (348 amino acids)
Source: RefSeq, a predicted model, not a curated record
AUGUUGUUCUUGCCGUUGAUCGUCGUCUCCUUUCCUUCCCCUGCAAAUCGCCCUCUUUUCCGACCUUUUGUUGCAUCGCACGCCCUCUCGUCGUCUUUUCGCACGUCCGGUCUGAAUCAACGCGACUGCCUCGUCCGCACCGGACCUUCCCGCCAUCCUUUGGUUUACGUCGAAUUUACCACAAUUUCCUGGACUACCCCUGUAAGAACCUUCUUGAUCUCGGCCGUUCUCAAACCGUCGACUCAGAUCGAAUCGACUUGGAGAUCAUUCUACCCCUCCUUCGCCAUGGACGCCAAUGAGGCAUACGUUUCGCGGUCGAUCCGUUCAUUCCCUGCCAGAAGCGGAGUCGAGACUGAGCUAGAGCCACGUUAUCGCACGAUACUUGGCCAAGCAAGUGCUCGAGUCGAGCCUACGGGAGACCGAAUAGUAGGAGAAACUCGAGGCGGCUCGUCUCAACUCAACAUACCGUUGGCAACAAUCGAAACCAUUCCAGCUACAGGAUCCCCGUCAGGAUCACAGCGUCCGAACUCCGUUCUCCGGUAUUGGUCGUCGCGAAACCAACACAUGGAGAAGUUCGGACGGGCUGGGGAGUCGACGGACCUCCGAUCCUCAUUUAGGAUCAGGUCGGGUAUGCAUUUGAGCGCUCCAAUUCUGCGACUUAACAUGGCGACCUUGCAACAAGACCAUGGGAACAGACGAGGAUCGGGGCGUCAACACCCUCCUUCCGAUUCGGCCUCUCGCAUCGCUUCGACCUUUGUCGAGUCAACGGGAACAUUCUUCGACACGUCCGCCCGUGCUUUCGAGGGUCCGUCUGACGAUAUGUACCUUACUGUUCUCAUUUGUGGUAGCUUAUUUUAUGGUGAUAUGAUAUGCCGGCCUGGCGGAGCAAAGAGUAGACACAGAUCGCCAAGCUUGACAGAGGCGACUUGCGCGGUACUUGGUUCCUCACUCAGCGUAGUAGAAGUGUGUGGUCCGAGGCGAUCAAUGCUCUAUCCAUCGAUUAUCAAUCCCGACUCGAUCAUCGUCAUCCCAUCGGUUCCGUCUUAA